AUCAUCGAGCCAUCGAACCAUUGACUGAGCGAGCGUCCAUCGCUAACUAAAUUCGGCCAAGAAUUCUGAGUGCGCCGAAACGCCAAUACAUAAGGCUGGAGGUAUUGGAUAAUUAAGUGAAGGCAAGAGGAGUGCGUCUACUCGAUUACAGGACGUGCGCAAAACGAGGCGAAGGAACUUCUUGGCCAUUUAAGUGCCAUGGUGAAAAAACGGCAGUCGGAUGUGCGCGAGAAUGGCACUUCGACAGAUUCGUGCGAGGAGGAGAUGAAUAGUGGCGUUCCACCGGCGACAACCACAUGCCAACACAUCAAGAAGGCGGUGGACACAACGCGACUGCGACGCCAGCUUAAGUCUACAGGUCUACUCUACGAGUGUGUGCAGUGUCAAAAGCUGUGCAAAACUGCUGACAGUGCGGAGCGCGACGACUUCGAAUACGACAAUACCCUUUGGUUGUGUCUCAAGUGUGGCACACAGCUGUGCGGGCGCUCCCGGAAUCAGCACGCAUUAAAUCAUUACAUGACACCGCACUCUGACUCCCAUGCCCUGACUAUGAACACACGCUCGUUUGAGAUCUGGUGCUAUGACUGCGAUAACGAGGUAAGCGCCAAUACACGCAAGCAUCUGCUCGAAGUUGUCGAACUGGUGAAGCGCUUGGCCCAAAAACCUCCGACAAAUGCUGCAGAAUCCUCACAAGCAGCCGGAGCGACAUGUCCUUCUACUCAGCUGCCGACAAUCAACAACAUUGAGUUAAAAAUUAAGUCCACACUAGAGCAAAUCGGUUCUAUGAUGCCUAUGACGAGUGGGCCAUAUGAUGAUAGUGCUGACGGAACACGAAAACCCAGCCUGGGUAUACCAUUACCGCCGCCUCCGCCGCCAAGUGGCAGAAUUACUACCUCUUCUGGAACAGUGCCAGGCAUGGCUAAACGAGUUAACUUUAUUGCUGCACAGACACAGAGCCCUGAGCUCGAUCGGUUGCCACGCGUCCGUGGUCUCACAAAUCUGGGCAACACUUGCUUCUUUAAUGCAGUAAUGCAAUGCUUGGCGCAGACUCCUUUUCUGCUUGAUGUACUCAAGGAGCUGGCGGAGCCAGGCGAAGAGUUCGUGCUGCCUGGUGGCGUCUUUAACUUUAAGGACCAAGGCGACAUUGAGCUGCCCAUGAUCAAGGGCACACUAUCCUCGUGGGGCAGCCUCACCUCAGCGUUGGCCAAUGCAUUGGAAGAGUUGCAAUCUGGUGGCGGUGUUUUCACCCCCAGUAAGCUCUUCGACAAGCUGUGCAAUAAAUGUCCACAAUUUACGGGCGGAGAUCAGCACGAUGCCCACGAACUGUUGCGCCAACUGCUUGAAAGCGUGCGUUCGGAAGAUCUGAAGCGCUACCAACGCGUUAUUUUACAGAAUCUGGGCUAUAAGGACCAGGACAUAAGCAGCGUCUCAGAAGAGAUGAGGCAGAAAUGCAAAAUAUACGGAAACCAGGCCAGCGAUCGUAUCUUGCGCCCAGAGCAAGUAUUUCGCGGCUUUCUCGUGUCCACAUUAACAUGUCAAGAUUGCUACAACGUAUCCUCAAGGCACGAGUACUUUUUGGAUAUGUCUCUGCCGGUAGCUGUCGAGAAACCACAACCACCGCAGCGACGUAAAAAUAGUCCAGAAGUCUCGCCCACAACAGCCAACAAGUUAAGCAGCAGCAGCAGCGGCAGCAAUGAUGCCAACACGACCUUCCCCCAGCCCUCAUUCUUCCUACACAAGAACGACCAGGACCAAGCCGGCCUCUCCAAGUCGCAGGUCAAGAAGGAGAAAGAACGUGAACGCAAGGCUAAGCGCGCGCCAAAGCAGCAGCGCUGCAAAACGACGCAAAUAGAAACUCUCAAGCUUGUUGCCAACUCCGACGUCAGUGCGACCAGUGUGGAAACUGCAUCUGGAGCUGUGUCAGCCGGUGGCGGUGAUGGCCAAACGAUAACCGAGACCGUAUCUACUGACGAGUUUCCUGUAUUUAAUGCUCGAUCGGUGUCUUGGGGUGAAGGUCCUCGCGAAGAUACCUUAUCGUCCAGUCAGACAACGUCCGAACACUCCGACGCCGAUGUCGAGGAUAAUCUGGUGGAAGAUAAUGCAGCUACAGGAACCAAACAUUCUACAGCUAGCGGUGCAGUAAACGCUUCCAAGUUCUAUACCGACAACAAUGGAAAUACGCAACAUGUUAGCGAGAAGCGGGAUGAUACACCCGAAAAUAUGGAUAAGGACUCACUAGAAGAGGACGAAAACGACUCGGGCAUUGCAACCAGUCCGGCUCCAACCAACGGCGUCGCUAGUGUGAAUAAUAACGGGGUCAGCACGAGUGGUAAAAUUGUAAACGAGAAGCAUAACACACUUAUACAUGACAAUGAAAAGAAGCAGCAGGAGCAAAAGGCCAGCGCCGAGGCAGGCACAUCACAGCGGCAACAGGGCGGCGAAGAUAUUGCUGUUGUGACGGGUCAGUUGGAUAAACUGCAGUUGCGCGAUCGGGCACAAAGUGCCGGGCGAUCGAAGAGGACACGCACCCAAAGCUACUCAGAUUGGAGCACAACCAUUGCUCCACGCUAUCAGUGCGAGGAUGGAGAAUGCUCUGUACAGUCAUGCCUUAACAAUUUUACGGCAGUCGAGCUGAUGACCGGACAGAAUAAAGUCGGAUGCGAGAACUGCACACGUCUUGUAAAUGGCAGCGAUUCGGACGCAAAAACGGUGAACACUAACGCCACGAAGCAAUUGCUAAUCUCUAGUCCACCGGCAGUGCUUAUUCUACACUUGAAGAGAUUUCAGCUGGGACCGCGUUGUAUAUUCCGAAAGCUUACUCGUGCCGUUUCCUAUCCCACGUUGCUCGACAUAGCCGCCUUUUGUGGCUCUAAGGUUAAAAAUUUACCAAACAUUAAUCGAAACCAAAAGAAACUGCUAUACGCGCUUUAUGGCGUUGUUGAACACUCGGGCGGCAUGUAUGGUGGCCAUUAUACGUCCUAUGUGAAGGUGCGGCCUAAGGUCACGCCUGACGACAAGCGCUGGAAAUUUUUGCCACAUGGCAGCAAAGCCGAGCUCGACCAGGAUGAUGAUCAGCUGAAGAAACUGCAGGAGUUGUUGGUCAAGCAAAAGGCGCGAGAAACUCGCAUGAAUGCCGUUGACGACAGUGAUGAUUUCACAAAUUCGAGCAGCAACUCCUCGGUGUCCGAUGAACCGCCAGCCCGGCGAACCGAUGGUACGGCAACAGAUGCGUCCACCGAAGGUACUGGAGCUACUGGCACUGAGGACGAGGCAUCUAAUGUUCAAGCGCCACCGGGCAAAUGGUAUUACGUCUCCGACUCACGUGUACAGGAGGUCAACGAAGACGUAGCUCUCAAGGCACAUGCCUACAUACUUUUCUAUGAACGCAUCUAUUAGAAAGGACUCAACCCGUCAAGACAUUAAAGAAAAAGUAGUCACGUUUUAUGUGUAAACUUUUUCAUCAAAUUUUAAUAAAAAUUGCAUUUGGAUAUGUCGCCUAUACAGACAACGACACUUGAUGACUGAAACAACAAGCAGGCGCUAGAGUGAGAUAUGCUGUGGGAGCGAAAGAGAGACAGAGAGAGAGAGAAGAGAGUGAGGGAGUGAUAGAAUGUACGCCACUAUUUAAAUAUAUUUUUUAUGAAAGAGAACUGUAACAAACAAAACAAUAACAAACAGAAUAAAAUUUGCACACAAGCCAAAAUCAGAUAUAAAAAGAUACACUUCUACAUAAGUGCUAAAAAGACACCCACAAUAGCUGCUAUGGAAGGCAUUAGUUUGUUUAUACACUUACAACUUUGUUAAGUACAGCAUACUUGUACAGUACAGAAUUGAUUAAUUAUUAUUUGCCGCAUUGGAUGUCAUUUCAUUUAAAAUGGAAAAAUUAUAUUAUGUUGUGAACAAGACAAAACUA
Messenger RNA from Scaptodrosophila lebanonensis, 3913 nucleotides. RefSeq names its product ubiquitin carboxyl-terminal hydrolase 16 (gene Usp16-45). Gene Ontology annotation, molecular function: cysteine-type deubiquitinase activity; zinc ion binding. The transcript is spliced from 5 exons. Gene Ontology annotation, biological process: protein deubiquitination. Bases 199 to 3396 code for a protein of 1065 amino acids. The record is from RefSeq and is a predicted model, not a curated record. NCBI's taxonomy places the organism in Eukaryota, Metazoa, Arthropoda, Insecta, Diptera, Drosophilidae.